AUGGCCGUCGACGUCCCACACACCCAAAAGGCCUUUGUGCCUCUCGCUAUCCCAAACAAAGUACCCCAAACUCACACAAUGCAAUUAGAAAACAACCCAGAAGUCAUGUCCCACUUAGUCCACCAGCUGGGCCUCCCCAAAACCCUAGGCUUCACAGACGUCUUCUCAAUCGACGAGCCAGAUCUGCUAGCCUUCGUCCCACGCCCCUCCCACGCCCUCUUACUAGUCUUCCCCGUCUCCAAAACCUACGAAACAUCCCGCCAAACCGAAGACGCCGCAUUAUCGGAAUACACAGGCUCCGGCCCCAACGAGCCAGUAACAUGGUUUAAACAAACAAUCCGCAACGCAUGCGGCCUCAUCGGCCUCUUGCACACCGUGUCAAACGGCGAGUCGAGAAAACACGUUAUCCCAGGCUCUGACUUGGACGGGCUGCUUCGUGAUGCGGAGGGUCUUGCGCCGGUCCGACGGGCUGAUUUGCUGUACGAGUCGAAGGCGCUGGAGAGUGCGCAUGCUGAUGCGGCCAAGUUGGGGGAUACGGCGGCUCCGGAGGCUGGGGAUGAGGUGGAUUUGCAUUUUGUAGCGUUUGUUAGGGGAGAUGAUGGGACGCUUUGGGAGUUGGAUGGGAGACGGAAGGGCCCGCUUGCUAGGGGGGUUCUUGGGGAGGGGGGAGGAUGCGCUGUCGGAGAAGGCGCUUGGGCUUGGUGUUAG
Penicillium antarcticum is the source of this 708-nucleotide messenger RNA. RefSeq names its product ubiquitin carboxyl-terminal hydrolase. Bases 1 to 708 code for a protein of 235 amino acids. Lineage: Eukaryota; Fungi; Ascomycota; Eurotiomycetes; Eurotiales; Aspergillaceae. The transcript has 2 exons. The record is from RefSeq and is a predicted model, not a curated record. Gene Ontology annotation, biological process: protein deubiquitination; ubiquitin-dependent protein catabolic process. Gene Ontology annotation, cellular component: cytoplasm. Gene Ontology annotation, molecular function: cysteine-type deubiquitinase activity.